This is a messenger RNA of Ustilaginoidea virens, 243 nucleotides long. RefSeq lists its product as uncharacterized. Bases 1 to 243 code for a protein of 80 amino acids. The transcript has 3 exons. The record is from RefSeq and is a predicted model, not a curated record. Lineage: Eukaryota; Fungi; Ascomycota; Sordariomycetes; Hypocreales; Clavicipitaceae.
AUGCCAGCUGGCAGUGACGGUUGGACGCUGCGAGUCAACGAGGGCGGUGGCGGCCGAGCUUUAUCAGCAAGUGGAUGGGGGAUGAGGGAUGGUUUGAGCUUUGCGUCGAUUGUAUCGUUAUCCCCCCUGUCUGCCGCAACCAGGCUGUUCUCCGCACGCGAGUUCCGCUUCGGGGUCCGUGAGAAACCCGCAGAAGCAACGGCCAAUGAAAGGCAUCCCUCUCAGCUGGAUGGCUUGCUGUGA